Messenger RNA from Talpa occidentalis (Iberian mole), 5859 nucleotides. RefSeq names its product NME/NM23 nucleoside diphosphate kinase 6 (gene NME6). Gene Ontology annotation, molecular function: nucleoside diphosphate kinase activity. The record is from RefSeq and is a predicted model, not a curated record. The coding region runs from base 330 to 890 and encodes 186 amino acids. Lineage: Eukaryota; Metazoa; Chordata; Mammalia; Eulipotyphla; Talpidae. Gene Ontology annotation, biological process: UTP biosynthetic process; GTP biosynthetic process; CTP biosynthetic process. The transcript has 6 exons.
CGCCGAUAGUGCGUCCCUCCUGCCGUAGAUUGUCCGAGCCUUUUGGGGCAGCUCGGCCACUGCCCAGGACUCAGGGUCACCUCGCUCUGCUGCGGCUCGUUCGCCGGUUCCUGGCAAGGACCCCCGAGUCAGGGUGCCCAGCGGAUGCCUGCAGGGUCCCGCUGGUGCCCACAGGCCAGCUAGCGCGGUGCCUGGCGAUCGGCGCUGCUGUGGGAGGACCAGAGUCGGAGGACUGGCUGAUUUACAAGGCUGUAUGGCUCCAGAGUAGGAAGGGUGGGAAAUGGAGUACUGAUGCAUCCCUAAUCCAGCUCUCUGAUGGCAGGAGUGAGAUGACCUCAAUCUUGCGAAGCCCUCAGGCUCUUCAGCUCACUCUAGCCCUGAUCAAGCCUGAUGCAGUUGCUCACCCACUGAUUCUGGAGGCUGUUCAUCAGCAGAUUCUGAGCAACAAGUUCCUUAUUAUACGAAUGAGAGAACUUCUAUGGAGGAAAGAAGAUUGCCAGAGGUUUUACCAAGAGCAUGAAGGGCGUUUUUUCUAUCAGCGACUGGUGGAGUUCAUGGCCAGUGGGCCAAUCCGAGCCUAUAUCCUCGCCCGCAAGGAUGCCAUCCAGUUCUGGAGGACAAUGAUGGGACCCACCAGAGUGUUUCGAGCACGCCACAUGGCCCCAGAUUCAAUUCGUGGAAGUUUUGGCCUCACUGACACCCGCAACACCACCCAUGGCUCUGACUCAGUGAUUUCAGCCAGUAGAGAGAUUGCAACCUUCUUCCCUGACUUCAGUGAACAGCGCUGGUAUGAAGAAGAGGAGCCCCAGUUGCGCUGUGGCCUUGUGCGCUACAGUCCAGAGGGAGGUAUCCACUGUGCAGCUGGAACAGGAGGUCCAGGACCAGCCUGAUGCAGACCUGUCAGUGUGUAUUGAUCAGUGGCAUUGCCCAACAUUUUCUUAUAGACCUCUGGCCUAGAGUAUUUUCCUUGGACCAGGAAAUCUUUGGGCUCUUGCUGCCAUCUCUAUUGGGCUCCACUACCAGCCCAGGAACUUAGUGCCUCACACCCACCUCCUCCAGAAUCUGGCUCUCUAUCUACCUCUUCUCUGGAAUGUUCAUGCAUGGUUCAGAGGGACUAUGGCUCUUCUUUUUUGCUGAGAACUAUUCAUCCUUUCUCAAGGAGGAGCUUGCCUAAUUGACUUGCCUAAAAAAUGCAUUGACUCUGUGUAAGCACCAUGUCAAGGAGCUUUUUCCCUUUUCUUCUUAGAAUUUUGUGGUUUCCUAUCUAAUAUUAAAAUCUUUAAUCCAUUUUAAGUUAAUUUUUUGAGCAAAAUAGGGGCCUAGUUUCAUUUCAAAGCCAUUGAAGAUUCCAAAGAGUUUCACUUUAUAUGAAAUAAUUGUUUACUAUUUAUUAUACUAGGUAUUUCAAUGAAGAAAUUUUAAGUAUUUAUGUUCAUUAAUUUUUAAAAUAACCCACUCCUUGUUAAUAUAAAUAAUAUUUUUAUUAAGAAUAUCUGUAUUUUCCUUUAAAAAUCAGUGGCAAAUGAGGCAUUAUUUCACAUUUUUGCAAAUUUCUUUAAUGUCCAACUUAAUAGAAGAGGUCGAAUUUCCUAUCUGCUUCUUUAUCCAGUCAUUAUGGUAUCUGUCAAGCACAAUACAGGUUUAUUAGCAGGUUAAGUAACAAUGAAUCCUUCUUAGAUCUGUCAGUUUAUUACUUAUGUAGACAGCAAAGGGGAAAGUAGCCCAAAGUGCCAGCUCCUCAUGACUCUUAUACAAAAUGACACAAAAACAAAAGCUACCAGGUGACUUCAUCAUUAAUGAUAAGACACAUUGUUGCUGAGGAGCCAAUUCUACACUGCAGUUAAGGGAUUUUAGAGCCUACUGCUAUACCAAGGGGGCCAGAAGAGAAAGUGACAUAUCUCAUCCAGACUCCAAAGAGAACCAAGAAGAUGAAUGGGAAAUGGCAUCUGAGCGACAAUUCAUAAACCUCCCAGGCUUUCUUGUUCCAGGAAGAGCAGUGUACAUUCUGCCAAUGUAGAUAUGCACAGGAUCACUAGGGGAGAGCCAUUGCCUAUAACUGUCAAUCCCAACCUUUCACAUGUCAAUAUAGGAAUUUAUUUUGGGGGGCCUUCCUGGUGGCUCAGGUGGUUAAGCACCGCACUAUGAAGCAAUCCGCAACCACUGCAGCACAAGUUCGAUCCCUGACUGGCCAGGAAGCAACCCACAUGGCACAGCAGACCUCUCCUGACUCACCCACUGCUCCUCUCAGCAGUGUAGUUCAGUCGAUCUGCCUGUUCUGUUCCCCACUCUGUCUCUGAUGAAUCCUCUCACCCCCUGCAUCUCUGGCCUGUGCCCCAGCUCUUGUGUGCAUAAAUAAAUAGAUCUUAAAAAAAAAAGAAUUUAUUUUGGGUUCUCCCUGGUGGUGCAGGGGUUAAAGUCUCAGUGCUAUCAAGCUGUCACCAGCCACUACAGCAUGGGUUCAAUCCCUGGCCAGGGAGCUAACCCACAUGUGGCAUAGCAGACCUCUUAUCUUGCCCACUGCUCCCCUCAGCAGUGUAUUUCAGUAUAUCUGCCUAUUCUGCUCCCCACUCUGUCGCUGGUGAAUCCUCUCACCCCUCUCACCUCUGCCUACACCCAGUUCUUCUAUGCAAAAAUAAAUAAAAAUAAUUUGGUUUAAAGUAGUCGUUUCCUAAGACUUCCUAAAAAAAAAUUCAUUUUGGAAAUGUAGACCAUCUACCAGAUACUCUAAUUGUACUGACAGGGAUUUGGACUAAAACUGUUCUAUAUGUCUUAGACAACAUCAGAUGAGCAUGACCAUGACUGUGACUCCCAGUAGAAUGACCAUGCCUGCUCGGAAUACAGACUAUAGCCAGGCUUCUCAUUUGCAGCCAAGGCAGUUACAAGUAUUACUAACCCAGAUGCAAUAAGAGAUUGGCAACUGUAGAUACCUCACCUCAAAUCGCCAAAAGUACAAGUAUGGGAUCUGGCACAAAGAGAAAGUUCUGUGUGCCUUCUUCACACUUAGCUUUCAGGAAGCCCUGACACCUCUUUCUCUUGUGCCUGCAUGGGAGAUGGGAGGACAGGAAUCUUUCUUUGUAUUCUUACCCUGCCUCAAAUGGCCACCAAGAAAUCUAGGGCAACACAAUUGCUUAUCACCACAAGAAAAUUUAGACUGGUUUGUCUAUUGUAGACAAGUAUAGGCCUAACAUUUGCGUACGAAGUAGUAGCAAUCUGAGCGGCAGCAUUUUGCUAAGGGGGUUGACGGUCAAACUGUCAAUCUCUAUCCUUUGCAAAAUGGUCUGUGCAAAAUAUAUAAAAGAGUUCAAAAAUGACAAGAUGUGGCUUAAGAAAAUCACAUCAGUGUCCAGGAAGUUAAUCUUGUUUGUCAUUUCUGGUGGAGACUAUUCACUCCUGCAGCUGUUGGAAGGUUUCUGUGAGUUCUUAGAUUAAGAUUUUUCAUUGGCCUUUUAUCGAGUUGAAAAUGGUAGAAGCUGUCUGGAUUAAAGUGACCAGAUGCACUUCAGAUAAAAGCUGAGAAAAAAAUUAAUGAUCCCACUUCCCACCCUUGACAUUUCAGAGUCUAAGUCAUUCUCUUCUCACUUGCCAGAGUUCUUACUCUUCUUCCAGAGCCAAGUAAUCUGGUCUAUGUGACCAGUCCCUACAACAGUCACUUCUCCAGUUCCUCCCACGUCUUACCCACACCAUAUACCCAAACAUCCUGGAUGGCUAGCAGUUUCAUCCUAGAAUACAUCCCUCAUCAUGAUGUGUGGGCCACGCCAGCAGGGCUAUUUUAGAAGUUGUCACCUCAUAUUUAGGAUCAUUGUCACCGAAAUCCAUAGCUACCCAAAUCCAGCAAGCAUACCCAGACAGCACAAAAUUAACACUAGGUUAGAGUCACCUACCUCCUGGUUCUUUGUAACUUGAAAAUUCCAGUAAUGUGAUUUUCCAGGGACAGGCAUAAGAAGAAAAUAAGUAGCAUGAGAAGGAGUUACGUACUCAUCUGAGUCUCUUUCAAUAGUCGGAGCCUCCUCCCUUAUUCCCUAACUUAUCAUUAAACAUUCUAUUCAAAUGAAGGGUACCCUUCCAAGAGGUUGCCACAGCUAGAGCUCUAACUACCUGUACUAAGUGUGUGCUCUACAGGGAACUGAGCCUUGGUUAUGUAGUAUCCUUUUCAGUUUUUCUUUUGAACUUUAAGUGGCAUCAACUGCUUGGAGAUGAUAUGGGGCAUGAAAAGUCCAGCAAUUAUUUCUGGUAACUAUUCACUCCUAGGUAAUUUUUACUAUAAGGUGAUACCAUUGUUGAUUAUGUGUGUUUAGGGAAUCCAAAUAUGCAAUAGACCAUCUAAGAGUUCUUGAAUAGUAAUGUCCACAUAUUUAAUGCAGGCAGGAUGGCACCCUGGUUAUGUGCCCAGAAGUCCUCUUUGUCAUUCAAUUGCAGAACUGACAGUAAGGCACAUUUGCCAGAUUUCCCUGGCCUCAUGUGCUAGAAUCACUGUAACUUAUUUGGAGGCUUGAUCUUGAAUUAUAAAUGGAUUACCAUGCCCUGUGCAAUGGUGUAUUCACAUGGCUAUAUUCCUUACCUGGGUAACAAGUUUAAUUAACUUACUGUUUCCAUUGAUGUUUAUCAUUGCAUGGCCUUUUUCCUUGGGCAUCCACUUGAGUCAUGAACAGGGAAUAUAGCCCUGGGCAAUCUGUUGCUGUAAUGUUUGUCCCCACAAAGACUGAGACUUGACAUCAAGUUGUCCUGCCGCCAGACACCAGGCCCAUUGCCAGUCCAUUAUGUGCUACCCACAAGUCAGUAAAAAAAUGUAGCAGUGAAUUUUAGGGAGUGUUUACCAAGAUAAGCACCAUAGUCUAUACUCCACCCAUUGAGAGAACUCUACCUGUUCUCUCUCUUUUUUAAAAAAAGAUUAAAGAUUUAUUUUUAUUUAUGCAUAUAAGAACUGGGCUGGAGGCCAAAGGAGUGGGGGGUAGAGGAUUCACCAGAGACAGAGUGGAGAACAGAACAGGCACAUUGACUGAAAUACACAGUAGCUGAGGGGAAAAGUGGUCAAGUCAGGAGAGGUCUGCUGUACCAUGUGGGUCACCUCCCUGGCUGGGGAUCUGCAGUGGCCAGGUUGUGUCUUAAGAUCUUGUGCCACCAGGGAGUUCCUGAGAUUACUGCAUUUGGAAGGUGACUAGCCACUUUUUCCUGUAGAUGUUGACUCCAUCAAUGUCCACUUCUUUUCUGAGCACUUUCUAUUUUGUUGGUGUUUGCAUUUUUUUACAGCUUGUUAAGUGGUUAAACCCUUUUGCAUCUACCAACUUUUUAUUUGGUGUGAGGGUCAUAUCCUCACCCAUGUUGGUCUUCUCUACUAUAUUACUGCCACCAUGUGGCUGGGUCAGGGGAGUCUGGUGGGCUCCAAACUGUUCAUUGUCCCAUUGCCACUGUCUAAACCUUGGCCUUUCCCCACUGGUAGCAUCCCUUAUAGUUAAGAGAAUUUGUUUUUAAAGAUUUAUUUUUAUUUAUUUAUGCAUAGAAGAACUGGGAUGGAGGCCAGAGAUGCGGGGGAUGAGAGGAUUCACCAGAGACAGUAGGGAGCAGAAAUACACUGCUGAGAGGAGCAGUGGGCAAGACAGGAGAGGUCUGCUUCUCCAUUGGGUUAGCUCCCUGGCUGGGGAUGGAACUCAUGUCACAGUAGCUGCUGAUAGCUAGAUAGUGCUGAAACCUAACUCCUGUGCCAUUUGGGAGGACCCAAUUAAGAGAAUUAUUAGUCAGAUUUAAAGAUUCUAUUUACACAAUGCUCUCGGCAAGCUAUGGAUGUAUAGAAUGUCCACCAAAUGAAAUAACACAGACUAGUUUUGUUUUUUUUUUUAAUAGAGGCAUGUUUAUUUAUUUGUU